UUUUUUUAUUUUACAAUUUUUUUUCCCUCCCUCUAGCACUGGUCCUCUGUGCUAUCACGCAUGUUAACAACUCUACAAGAUACAAGCGCUCGGGGCUGGUCGACAAUCAAGAUCGUUCGUUAUUCGGCAACCAGUACGAUAAUUCCGACGGCGUAAACUGCUACUCUCUUGCAGACGAUUUUUCUCGCUCUCUCGUCAUCGGAUUCUCUGUUUACAUUGUGGUUAUCGUUUUCUUGGAAAUUAUUGGCGCAUCUUCAGACAAAAAAUAAAAAGAAUUAUUUUAUGUUCUCCGAACACGAUGGCUUGGCGAUAGAGAAUUAAAUUUGUUAAUUGAUUUGUAUUGCGGAGUGGUGUUUGAUUUGACUCUUAAUUUGUGCUAGUGUUCGAACUGGAAGAAUCUAGAGCACAAAAUAAGUGUUCUAGAGAAGAUUUAACAAUCGAAAGUGGCAUCAUAGUAUGUCCUGCUCUCCAUGUGGUUUCGCCUAUACUGCAUCUCCUCAACUUCUGAUGACAGGCCAGCACCCCAGCGUCCACUAUCCAGCCUCAAACAGCAUGCCACCCGACACACUAGUAAGUCAGGCCCAUCCCGGCUCUAGCGUCUGUUCCCUACCGUAUGACGGUCGGCUUCUAGGCACGGCCUACCCGAGGCUUUCUGAAUUGUACGCCGCAGGCGCGGCUGGAUACCCAGACCAUGUCGCCGCUGCUACCUACAUGAGCGGCCACCACCCUGCCAUGCUCUAUUCGACCACCUUGGCAUCUCCUUAUGACAUAAAAGAUCCUCGGGCUGCCUGGGCAUCCCUACCACCAGGACACGGAUAUGAACCUGUACUCGCCGCAUAUUCUCCGUACGGAGAUCGGUUUGAUCCUGUUGAUAGUGAAGCGCGACGUCGCAACGCGACACGUGAAACAACGGGUAUGUUGAAAAAUUGGCUCAACGAACACCGUAAGAAUCCUUACCCGACGAAAGGUGAGAAGAUCAUGCUGGCCAUCAUCACCAAAAUGACUCUCACACAAGUCUCAACGUGGUUUGCGAAUGCUCGCAGGAGGCUGAAAAAAGAGAACAAAAUGACGUGGGAGCCAAGGAACAAAACUGGGGAUGAUUUAGAUGAUGUAUCUGUGGAUGAAGAUGAUGAUAAAGAUGAUCAGCAGAGUGGGGAUGACCUUAAGAGCGAACUCAGCGAUUCGAAUGAAAAUCAAAAAUGCCAGGAAAGUGACUCCAGUAGAACAAGACGAGACAGUAUGAAGGACGAUGAAAACCGACAACAGAAAUGCACCUCCCCCGUUGGUGACAGCCUCAGUGCUCCCGAAGACAGGUCUCCAAUGAAAGCGCUUGAAACCUCAGAAACCAAAUUCCCUGAACUUCCUGAACACAUCAAAUCAGAAUCAAUUGAAAAACCAAAAAUCUGGUCGCUAGCUCAGACUGCCACCUCAGAGAGCCCACCACCCCAAAAAAAGUUCUUCGACCACCAAACUGAUCUGAACCAAAAAUUAAGAAGGUUGGGUUACAAUGAACACUUAUACCAUCCUUCACCGUACCACAGGCCUCUUCCUCCGCAGGACAGUUCAGCCGAAUCAUCUUUAUCGUCACCACCCCUUUGGAGAACAGGAGAGUUGCCCAAUUUCCCACAUGGUGACAAAUUCGGUAGUGUCACCUCCCACGAGCGAAGUGACUUAGCUUCUGUGUCACCAUCCUCCUCGGGAUCCCCAUCCGUUUUACCACCCAGUGCAGAAGUGUCCGCGACGCAUGCACCAAGUGUUAAUUACAAUCGCCUUCUGAAUGGUAGAUUUUUACCUUGUGGUGACAGUUCACAGACUCUGAGGCAUAAUCCUAUAGACUAUGGACAAUUUUAUGCCCAAAUGGGACAUCCCCUAGACAUAAGGACAUUUCAGCCAGCUUUCUUGAGGACAUCCUCUUUUUCAUAUCCCGUUGGUUUUACAAGUGCUCCAGCGUCUAUGUAUCAUACAGUUUCUACAUCAGCACCCAAUAGGACGAAAUUAGAAGAUGAUAUUCCAAGUCGGUGUGAGAGCUAACAAAAAGUCACGUGUUUCUCCAUAGCUAUAUUUUAUUGUUUCUGUUUGUUUAAAUAAAAAUGGUCAAAUCCGACUCAAUAUUUCGGAAGAUAGCCUAAAUCAUUUCCCUUGAAAAGCAAAAUGGUCUAUUGCUGUUAUGUGAUUGUUAGUGAUAAUGUAGUAACCAUUUUAAAGAUACACUAGUAAAACUACGCACUGUAAAAUAUUUGCACACACAAUUUUUUUAUUGAAAUGUUUUGAGACUACUGUAAUUUUGACAAUAAUAUUCUAUUGAAAUACAAUUGCAAUAAUUUAAAGCAGUUUUGAAAGUUAGAUAUUUAAUUUAUAUGCCUCUACAUUUUUUUUUCUUCAUCCAAUAUAAAUACUUUGUUGUUUAAAAUGAUCUCCGUGUUUAGUUUUCUACAUCUAAUAUAAAUCUUCUAAAAUUUAGAAUGACGUUUUAGCAAAUUUUAAAGGAGAAAAGCUUAGUGGAAGAACAUGUCAAGCUUCACUUUGGUAAUGCUGAAAUUUCGAAAUUUAAGAAUACAUUUAAAGUCUGUCGUUUUCCUAAAUUUGGACUCGAACAUAACUUUAAACAAGACAUAAUAAUUUCAACAGUAUUUUAAUAAGACAUCUCAAGUUUGUAAACAUCACGUUACUGACUUCGGUUAUCAAAAUAUAGAAAUUACUUUAUUAGAAAAUAUGCAUAACUUUAUUAAAGGAAAAAGUCAGCAAUUUUAAUUAUGAUUUUAAUUUGUUUAGUCUCUGGUCUCUUUUAGGAAAAAAAAUUAAAUUGCAGUCUUAUAAAAUUAUUGGUAAAGCUUUUGAUGCCUUUAAUAGUUAAUAGUUUUUACUUUUGUUGAACGAAUAUUUUUUUUUAAUAUUUUGAAUAUUUUUAAGCAUAAAAAGUACUAGUAAAUUUAAUUACUCAAUAACUAAUUCAAAAAGUGCCAAGAUAAAUUUACUGCUGUAGUUUUUUUCUUAGAAGAACUUAGUGGAAAAAGGUAUAAGUCGCAACUCUUUUGUGGUUCAAACCAAGUAAUGUUUAGCAUCCAUAGAAAGUUUCUUUUCUGCUUGUUCAUCGAAUAAGCCUGAAAAUAUUCUCUGUAGGCAGGUUAUUGCCCUAUUUUCGGCAAGCUGGUGCUCCUAAAUCCAUAAAAAUGUCACUUGAAACUUUCUUCCACUAAAUUCCUCAGUUAUCUAAUGUAAGCUGGAGGUUCAUUGUGCAGGAAAUUGCGACUAAAAUGUUAUGUUCAUAAUAAGGAACUGAUUUUGGCGUGCAUAGUUUACUAAUUUACCUUCUCCAAGCCAAAUACCAUUCAUUAUUGGUUAACAUUUCAUGCAUCUAUUUAUUAUUUUUAACUUUGGUCAAUCUUAUUAAAUUUUAUUUGAAUAAAAUAGUAAUUACCUGUAUUGAGUGUAAUUUGUUAAAUAAACUGUAAAUGUAUACUAAAGCAAAAAAAAAAAACAUGAAUAAUGCACAAAUGAAAGUAUGGACGUACAGUUCUAUAAGCAGGAAUCUUCCUCAUUGUCUAAACACCUUUGGUGUUUAGUGGCGUCUCUUCUCUGACCUAACACCUAAAUCAUUUGGUUUUAGACACUGAGGAAGGUUCUUGCUUAGAGAAUUGAAACUGUAGUAUGUCCAUUUAUGUGCGUUUAUUUGUGCUUUGUUCAUGAUUUAUUUUGCUUUAGUAUACAUAGCACAAAGUUUACCUUAGCCUUUGUUGGACAGAGACGUAUACAUAAUAUUUUAUUGUAUAAAUAUUUAGCUGCAUACAUUAAAAAUAUGGUUUGUAGUUAUCAAAUUGUUUAUGCUGAAACUUAAUAAUUUUUUGUGAUCUACAGAGUUGUGCUUACUUUUAUUUACUGUGUAAAUAAUUUGCAGUGUAUAUUGAAACAAAAUAGGAAACUGAUAAUUACUUUGCAAUAAUUUUAUUCUCAGCAAAACUAAACUGUUAUUAUUUCAUUUUGAUUUUUCGAAUUAGAUUUCAAAUUUGUUUUCUUUUUAAAAAAUGUAUGAAUAAAUGGAAUUGUAUAAACUCUAUUCAUUGUAGAUUUAUAAAUUGUAAUGUAAAUAUACAUGUCUGGUUUGAAUGCAUUUUUUUUAAUUGUUCAAAUGAGUGUUUGGAAGAACACAUUGUUAUAUAGAUUUAUUUGUAAAUAAUGAAUAAAAAAUUAAUUUAUUUGGAAUAAAUGAA
This is a messenger RNA of Parasteatoda tepidariorum (common house spider), 4208 nucleotides long. RefSeq lists its product as uncharacterized. Lineage: Eukaryota; Metazoa; Arthropoda; Arachnida; Araneae; Theridiidae. Gene Ontology annotation, biological process: neuron differentiation; cell development; regulation of transcription by RNA polymerase II. The record is from RefSeq and is a predicted model, not a curated record. Gene Ontology annotation, molecular function: RNA polymerase II cis-regulatory region sequence-specific DNA binding; DNA-binding transcription factor activity, RNA polymerase II-specific. Gene Ontology annotation, cellular component: nucleus.